This is a messenger RNA of Colletotrichum navitas, 2145 nucleotides long. RefSeq lists its product as uncharacterized. The record is from RefSeq and is a predicted model, not a curated record. The transcript has 3 exons. The coding region runs from base 1 to 2145 and encodes 714 amino acids. Lineage: Eukaryota; Fungi; Ascomycota; Sordariomycetes; Glomerellales; Glomerellaceae.
AUGCCAUACCUGCCCGGAUUCUCCGAUAACCCGCUUCGGACCCGGUCCGACCUCAUACGAGCCUCUCUCGCACUCCUACGGCCGCUUUUACCCCACUUCUCACCGGCCAAGGGCAGGAUCCGGGUUCCCGUGUCUUCAGCUGCACACUUUGACGAAACCGCGGCUCAGCUCGAAGGCUUUGCACGGCCUCUAUGGGCCGUCGGUGCGUUGCUUCUUGGGUACAACUCGACAACUGACCCAGAACUGCUCAAGUCUAUCAACGAGGUAGUUCAGCCAUGGAUAGACGGCUUCGUUUCCGGAACCGAUCCAGAGCAUCCGGACUACUGGGGAGAGAUCAACGACAGAGACCAACGCAUGGUAGAAGCCGAGAUCAUAGCAUUCGCGAUGCUUGCCGCUCCCGACCGGAUCUACAAGCCAUUGAACGAAAGGUCUAAACAGAAUGUCACCAACUGGCUCCGCAUGCUGAAAGGGAUGGAGAUGCCAGAGAAUAACUGGCGUUGGUUCAGGGUCUUCGGGAACCUGGCCCUCUCGAAGGUCUGCGGCAUUCCCUUUGACAGUGUCCGCGACGAAAUCAACGCCGACCUGGAGCUCUUAGACACCUUCUACCGCUUCGAUGGCUGGUCGGCGGACGGGCUCUGGCAGACCCCCGAACAGGCACAAGUCGAAAUCGAGCAGUACAAAAAGACUGGGAGACGCGAUGCUGUUGGUAUGAGUCGCAAAGCAGAUUACUAUUCCGGGAGCUUUGCAAUCCAAUUCAGCCAGCUGCUCUACUCUCGAUUCGCUGCCGAUAUCGAUCCUGAAAGAGCUGAGACCUACCGAGCGGCCAUCCCGUUCGGCAGGUCUUUGACCUAUCGCUUUGCUUGUGGGGGCUACUUUUCUGCUUUAGCCCUGGCCCAGGUUCCCGAUAUGCCGGGACCUCUUGGCUCCCCUGGAGCAGUGAAAGGCUUCUUGAUGAGGCAUCUCAGAUGGUGGGCCAAGAACUCUGAAGAUAUUUUCUAUCCUGACGGGACUCUGAACAUCGGGUGGCUUUACCCGCAAGUAGCCCCCAACCCAUGCCGAAGUCUCGAAAAUAUGUAUCUGAGCGAAGAUUACAACUCGCCGCAAUCCCCAUAUUGGUGUCUCAAAACUCUCAUCGCGGUCGGUCUCUCGGAUGACGACGCCUUCUGGACAACAGAGGAGGAACCCUAUCCUCAGCUUCCGGUGGCUGGUACAGUCACCCUUGUAUCGGCGCCGCAGCAGAUUGUAUGCAACCAUUCGGCGGGCAACCACCACUUCCUUCUAUCCCCCGGGCAAUUCGUCGCGUGGCCGAUGAAAGGAAACCAGGCCAAGUACAGCAAGUUUGCCUAUUCUUCCGCUUUCGCGUUCUCCGUCCCUACAGGCCCGCUGAUUCAGCAGAUGGCCCCCGACAAUACGCUUGCCUUCAGUCGCGACGGAGGGGAGACUUGGGCUGUGAAAUGGAAGUCGGAACAGGUGCGUUUCGUGACUGCUUAUGUCCAGGGACCAUCGGGAACAGAGGGGGUGCAGGCUACGAGCGCCAAAUGGUAUCCUUGGGGCGAUCGAGCCGUGAGCGUCGACACUACUUUGAUCCCACCUACGAACAGAUGGCCUGACUGGCACGUCCGAGUUCAUCGCCUCAAGGUAUAUGAGAAGGUCAAAACGUUGCACACCAUUGAGGGCGGGUUUGCUAUCUUCGGACGCAGGAAGUGUGACGGCAUGCCUCUACCUGUCCUAGAAACAAUUCCACCACACUCGGUCCUGGGCUCGGCGGAAGGCGUUAUCCAAGAAAAGCACUCCACCUUGAUCCUGUCCUCUGCGGGUGCGAGUGGCGUCGUCACGAAUUUGCUGGACCACCAGACGACGUCGGAAUGUUUCCCGCUGAAACCAGAUUCCAACACGAACCUGGCGUGUUCGAGGACGUUGAUCCCCGUUGCUUCUCACGCCGUUCUAGGCGGGUUGGACCCAGGUGUGGAACUCACUUUCGUAGAAUCCAUCUUUGCUCUAUCUGCAACGGCGAACGGUGGCUGGUCGGAGACGGGAAAGAGUCUGGCAGAGCGUUGGUUGGACAGUCCAUUAGUCCACUUUGAUGUGAACAAAGAGCACGCUAAAGCCACUGAUUCGUUACUCGUUGGUGUUAUCGGCCAAUAG